This is a messenger RNA of Syngnathus acus (greater pipefish), 567 nucleotides long. RefSeq names its product ints3 and nabp interacting protein. The record is from RefSeq and is a predicted model, not a curated record. Gene Ontology annotation, biological process: DNA repair. Lineage: Eukaryota; Metazoa; Chordata; Actinopteri; Syngnathiformes; Syngnathidae. Gene Ontology annotation, cellular component: SOSS complex; nucleoplasm; nucleus. The coding region runs from base 26 to 451 and encodes 141 amino acids. The transcript is spliced from 4 exons.
UAUCAGGCAUCAGCAAAGACACCUCAUGGGGCUUCCCAAAAUCAGCCUACAACUACAGCGUUCACCAACCCGCAGCAUCGGCUGGACAAGACAAACAAAAGUACCACAUAAAUCCACUAUUUGUCUCUAUUUUGUCGUCGGGGACAUGACUACCACUCCUUCAGGACCAGUGUUCCAAAACAAGGCCCGAGUACAAAUCCUGGCCGAGCUGGAGAAAGAGAGGGAGCGGCUGAUGCAGAAUCAGUCCAGCACUCCUGGAGCCAGCAUUUCAAUAGCCCGUCACAACAUGAAGGACUUCCGGGAUAGUGCAGAGCAGCAGCAUAUUGUUGCCCAGCAGAAAGCGGCCUUGCAGCACGCACACGCACACUCGUCAGGCUUCUUCAUCACUCAGGACUCGUCAUUUGGUAACCUGAUCCUCCCCGUGCUUCCACGCCUGGAGCCAGAGUCAUGACCCCUGAGUCACCCUGUUCCAAGAUUCCUUUUCAAGAUCUUACAAAUGUGGGCACAUUUGUAUCCUGGCAACAAUCUGGAGUUGGAAUCCAUUGCAGUUAUUUGGCAAAGAAAAAA